Molecule: messenger RNA, 2803 nt
Organism: Oryzias melastigma (Indian medaka)
Lineage: Eukaryota; Metazoa; Chordata; Actinopteri; Beloniformes; Adrianichthyidae
Product: protocadherin alpha-8-like
Exons: 1
Coding region: 231-2624 (797 amino acids)
Biological process (GO): homophilic cell-cell adhesion
Cellular component (GO): plasma membrane
Molecular function (GO): calcium ion binding
Source: RefSeq, a predicted model, not a curated record
CACAUAAUAAUGAAAUCGGUCUUUAAAAAAGCCGAGUUCUGCAGUCGACCUCACGGUGUCAGUAGGAUACUGACAAAUCAGAGCUCCUCUUCCGUCCUCACAACCUUUUGUUUGUCGAGCUUCGACGAACGCAGACAAUUUCCACCUCGACUUCCCACCUAUUCGGAUGUUUUGGAAUAACAAGGGCAUUAUUUAUUUAUUUUUUGACUUGAUGAUCUAAAUCUCACAAAAUGAGGAGUGCUUGUUGUUGGUCAGUUGCGGAGACUGAAAUACAAGGAGGGCGAUGGCGCUGCGUCGGCCUGGCUUUGCUGCUUUUUGUCUGGAAAGAGGCUCUGGCGGAAACCAGAUACUCGGUGCCAGAAGAGGGGACGGAUGGAGCAGUUGUUGGAAAUGUUGCCAAAGAUCUGGGUCUUGAUUUUUCGACUUUAUCCGACCGAAGGUUCCGUGUUGUUUCGGAACACGAGACCCCCGCAUUCGGCGUGAACCAGGAAACGGGGGAUCUUUAUGUUCUUAAAAAGAUUGACAGGGAGGAUCUUUGUCAGGGAAGCGGUGCGUGCCUGAUAGAGCUUAAGGUCAUAGUGGAAAACCCUUUAGAAAUCCAUUAUGUGGUUGUGGAAAUUGUAGACAUUAAUGAUCAUUCUCCGCGGUUUCCCGAAGAAGAGCAGACAUUGGAGAUAUUCGAGCAGACAUUACCGGGGAGGCGAGUCCAGCUGCAUGCUGCUCGUGAUCCCGAUGCGGGGAUCAACUCUAUUCGCACUUACACUUUAACACCAAAUGAUCAUUUUGACAUUGAUAUUCGCCAAAAUGAUGAUGACAAAAUACCAUUUUUGGUGCUGAAGAAGGCAUUAGACAGAGAAAAAAAAAGUCGGCACACCUUAUUGGUCACAGCGCUUGAUGGAGGGAAACCUCCUCGAACAGGAGUUUUAAACGUCUCAGUCAUUGUUCUUGACAGCAACGAUAACCGUCCCGUAUUCAGUCAGGAAGUUUAUGAAAUCGAAAUUGAGGAAAACUUACAAGUCGGCUCUUUAAUUUUGAAAGUAACUGCUGCGGAUUCAGAUGAAGGUUCAAAUGGGGAAAUAGAAUUCGGCCUGGGGAAAACGCUAAAGAAAAAAGUCCACGACAUUUUUGAGCUGGACAACAUAACCGGAGACAUACGAGUAAAGAGCGCCGUGGACUACGAGGAAAAUGACGUGUACAAACUUGACAUUGAAGCCUCGGAUAAAGGAACGCCCCCGUUAACCGGUGAGUGUAGAGUCAUCAUUAAAAUAAAAGAUUUGAAUGACAAUCCUCCAGAAAUUGAUAUAACUUCCUUGUCAAAUGUUGUGUCUGAGGACUCCAAACCUGGCACAAUGAUUUCCCUCAUCAGCGUGCGCGAUAAAGACGCAGGAGAUAAUGGAAAAAUCAUUGUAAGGAUAGCAUCAAAUGUGCCGUUUGAAUUGAAGCCAUCUUACAAAGAAAACAUAUAUUCAGUUGUAUCUAAGACAUUCUUAGAUCGAGAAGAAGUGUCCAAUUAUGAAAUAACAAUUUUAGCCUCGGAUCGUGGGGAACCUUCAUUGUCAGCUUCUGCGACUCUAAGGAUUAGUUUAAAAGAUGUAAAUGAUAACAUUCCUCUGUUCUCCCACGAUCCAUUAUUCUUUUAUCUUUCAGAAAAUAAUGAUGCAGGAAAGUCCAUAUUCUGUGUGAGCGCGACGGAUAAAGAUAUUGAUGAAAAUUCAAUCAUUUCGUAUCAUUUAGUGAGAGAACGCAAUCAAAAUCACAUCACGUCUUUCCUAAACAUUAACUCUGAAACAGGAGAAAUUUCAGCUCUGAAAAGUUUUGACUUUGAAAGUGUGAAAACGUUCCAGUUCCACGUUGUUGCCACAGAUUCUGGAAGUCCUCCUCUGAGCAGCAACGUGACAGUGAACGUGUUCAUUCUGGAUCAGAACGACAACGCUCCAGUCAUCCUGUAUCCAGUCAGCUCCAACGGUUCUGCUGAAGGGGUGGAGGAGAUUCCCCGCAACGUGAACGCAGGACACUUGGUGACUAAAGUGCGAGCCUAUGACGCUGAUAUAGGAUAUAACGGCUGGCUGCUGUUCUCACUGCAGCAAGUGACUGACCACAGUCUCUUUGCUUUGGACCGCUAUACAGGACAGAUCCGAACUCUCCGCUCGUUCACAGAGACAGACGAGGCUGAACACAAACUGCUCAUCCUGGUCAAAGACAAUGGCAACGUUUCCCUCUCAGCAACAGCUACUGUCAUUGUCAAACUUGUGGAGCCCAAAGAGGCUUUUGCAGCUUCUGAUGUUCAAAGUACAGCAGCGGAGGAUGAAGACAGUCACGUGACUUUCUACCUCAUCAUCACUUUGGGCUCCGUUUCCCUGCUGUUUCUCAUCAGCAUCAUCGUGCUGAUUGCAAUGCAGUGCUCCAAGUCCACAGACUAUACUUCCAAAUAUCUGCCAGAGCCCAAUUAUGAUGGAACACUGUGUCACAGCAUCCAGUACAGAUCUGGAGACAAACGCUACAUGUUAGUGGGACCCAGAAUGAGUGUUGGAUCUACCAUAGUUCCUGGAAGUCACGCAAACACACUUGUGCUUCCUGACAGGAGGAAAACUUCAGAUGAGGUAGGCAUGCUUUAUAUCAGCUGAGCGCAAUGUUUCCUGUUUCUUUUUUUGUUGUUGUUCUUGUCCUUAACUGUGCUGUCCUUGGUCCUGAAAUUUAUUGAAUAUUAACUGAGAGUGCCUGGUUUGUUCAAGCUUUUCUCUCUUGGAAGUUGUUUUGCCAUUAGCAUUGUUUAGGGUCAAAUCCAGUCGAACGUUUUGCUUCC